This is a messenger RNA of Orbicella faveolata, 3717 nucleotides long. RefSeq names its product tetratricopeptide repeat protein 28-like. The record is from RefSeq and is a predicted model, not a curated record. NCBI's taxonomy places the organism in Eukaryota, Metazoa, Cnidaria, Anthozoa, Scleractinia, Merulinidae.
CGUGUAUACACUGAGCUGUUGACAGAGUGCUUCAAUUUGCCCAGUGGUUGCUUGCUUAGUUGCAUUGACCAUUGCAGCCUGCAUUAUUACCUGUGCCCGCAGAAAGCUGCGCGGUGUGUUUUUCCGAUCUGAAGCUCCAUCGAUCAAUGGGAAUUGCUUAUACACAGAUGUUAUGUAGAGUUUUCGUGGACAAUAGUUUACUACGUCGGGCUGGCCUUGGGAUCAGAAAAGUGCAAACUCAAGGAAAAUUAAAUCGGUCGGAAUGUCGGGAAUGAGGGAAAUAGCUGCCUCACAACUUCAGGCGUUUGAGGAACGAACAAAGACUGGCGGGUUUUACAACUAUGUUCUUCUUGAUGGUGUUCAAGAGGCGGAAAAACAAGAAGCAACAUUUUGCAAUGUUGGUGAUCAGCAUUACCACCUUGGGGAGCUUGACAAAGCGUUACAUUGUCACCAAGAACAUCUCAAAACUGUUAAACUGGAAGACAAAGCUGGAAAGGAGAGUAUGUAUGAGAGGCUUGGCAAAGACUUUCUUGAACUCGAAGAUUUUCAAAUGGCCUUAAGAUUCCACUUUAAGCAACAAAGCAUUGCCCUGGAAAUGAAAGACAGGGCUAUGGAGAGUAGAGCUAGUGAAAAUCUUGGCAACACUUAUUACAGAAUGGGUAAUUUUAAAGCAGCCAUUGCAUUUUACAGCACGUUUUUACAAAUUGCAGAAGAAAGAGGGGACAAGGCCGAAAUUGGAAGAGCCGAAAGUUAUCUUAGCAACAGUUGUAGACAUGCCGGUGCUCAUGAAGAUGCCAUUCUACACCACUGCCGUGAUCUAAGUAUUGCCAGAAAUAGAGGAGACAAAGCAGGUGAAGGGGUUGCACACGGCAACCUUGGUAAUAUUUAUUUUAGCCUGGGUCUGUUUGAGAAAGCCAUAGAAUGCCAACAGCUGCAUUUAAAUUUGGCCAAAGAAGUUGGUGACAGUGUGGAGGAAGGAAAAGCAUGGUAUGAAUUAGGUUAUGGCUAUGAAUCGCUGGAUAAAUUUGAUCAAGCCCUGGAUUGUUUCCGGUCCAGUUUAAAGCAGUUUGAGAAAUUAAGAAACCUUAGUCCGUCAAAUGACGAUUGGAAAAUUAAUUUGCAAAACGAAUACAAUCCUGUGAACAUUGCUGUGUGGAGAAUUCUGCUAAAACAAAGGAAGUUUAGCGAAGCUCUUUCUGCUGCCGAGAAAGGACGUGCUCCGGCUUUGAAGGAUCUUUUGAAAUCCAACAAUGGGUCUGGAACAGCUCAGUCUGUGUUAGGUGGAGAGGAAGAUAUAUUUCCUCAUGUGCUAUCGCAUCUUUCAUCAACUACCAUUUUUCUUGCAAUCGACGGAAAAGAAAUUAAUAUCUGGGUUUUGCUCAAAGGCAGCGGUGGCCUGCAUUUUGAAAAAAGCGAACUCGGUGAGAGAAGCCUAGAAGAAGGUGUCGCGUUGUCGUUUGCUUCGUUAACACGCGCUGCCUAUCCUCUUACUGAAGACGAAAUUCGUUUCCUGAACGCUGAAGAGGCUGAACAACGAGCACAGCAAAUGGAGAACGCGUUGGGAAUUUUGUAUGAGGUCGUGAUAAGCCCAGUUGCACAUUUACUUCAAGGAGAGAGAGAAUUAAUCAUAGUCCCAGAUGGCCCAUUGUGUGUAGCUCCUUUUGCUGCAUUUUCAUUUCUGGACCCUAAUUCUAAAAGAAUUAGCUACUUGUGUGAAUGUUUCACAAUCCGAGUCAUUCCUUCGCUGACUAGUUUACAACUGAUUGCUGAUUCCAAAGAGCAUAGCAGUAGAAAAGAUGCACUUCUCGUGGGUAAUCCGUGUUUGAAAGAGAUUGUUUUCAACAAGCCAUGGAACUGGGAGUUGCCAGAUGCUGAAGAGGAAGUAAGGCAUAUUGGGAGAAUUCUCAAUAGUGAACCCCUCAUUGGAGAGGCCGCAACAAAAGAGGAAGUUUUGACGCGCCUCAAGUCAACAUCUUACCCCUUGGUACACAUCGCUGCAAAAGGUGCAGACGGCGAAAUUUUUUUGGCCCCGAACCCUACAAGGAAAUCUCUAGAACCAGAGGAGGAUGACUAUAAGUUGACGAUUGCAGAUGUGAUGAGUAUUCAGGUGCAUGCACAUCUAGUCGUGUUAUCUUGCUGUCAUAGCAUACAAGGAACCAUAAAAUCAGAAGGUGUAGUUGGUUUUGCUCGGGCCUUUCUGGCUAAAGGCGCUCGUUGUGUUUUGGUGUCAUCAUGGGAGAUUAAAGACAAGGCUACUCUGGAACUCAUGAAGAAAUUCUACGAACACUUGGUAGGAGGACAAAAGGCCAGUGUUGCUUUGAAUCAGGCCAUGAAGUAUCUUAAAGAAUCAACGAAGUUUGGUGCCGUCAAAUACUGGGCUGCCUUUCAACUGAUUGGUGACGAUGUCACGUUGGAAAUUGAAGACGAGAAAUGAAAGCUGUACGUGUUUCGACUAACCUCAAAUCUUGACAACUCUUGGGCGAAGCAUCCUUGUACUUCAAGCUGGUUUCAAGAUGAAAACGAUGCGCUUGGCUCAUAUACUCUGGCCACUGUCAUGUUAUCUGUAGCUGACAAGAACAGUCUGGACGAGUCAUACGCGGUACGAGGCUAUCACAAUAAUCGCUCAAAAUUUUAGUGAGACUUUCUAAAGAAACGACGGUGUUAUAAUCCAGUACCUGAACUAUCCCUUCCUCGCCGCGGAGAUUUCAGGGAAUUGACUUAGUAACUGUUGAAUUAUUUAGUUUAGCCGAAAAUAAAUAGAGAGUGGCAUCAACUCCUUUGGUAAAUCCUCGUUGAAGUACCUAAAGAGUCCCCGUUUCUUUUCGCCAAUCAGGACGAGCCUGGGCACUCCGGACGUUUUCACGUGUGCUAAUAUCACACUUCAAUAAAUACCUCUUCCUACAUAGAAUAGCCACUGAUAAAAUAAGUAGGCUCAUGCAGUUAACUUCUUAGGCAAGAUUCCAGCCGAAAAAUAUGCUCUUUCCACCACUACUUGAAUUAUCAUCCAUUUACAGUAUAGAGCAGUUUGCAAUUGAGCGACGUGAAACCAAAACUAAAGUAAUCACUCUAGCGAAUCAGAAAGGACAAAGACAAUACAGUGAACCAAUCAAAACUAGAAGUAAUUACAUGUAGCAGACGCAAAGUGCAGGAAAAUGAUUUUUACUUCUGAUUGGAUGAAAAAGUGGCGCAUGUUUAUUAAGCCAAUCGUGUAGCGUAGUUGAGGCAAAUCCAUUUACUUUUCGACACUCAAAAGAAAACCGCUCAAACCACCCAUCGGUAGGCUUUUCGUGGAUGACGUUUCAGGUGCGAACAAACGUUUCAAUUCGGGCCCUGAACCACAAGCAGAAUUUGAUCUAUUGAGCAAAAGAAAAAGGAGGCACGGAAAAUGAAAGAACAAACCAAACCAAAAAUUCUACAACCCAAAGAAUAAGACAAAGUAACUUAAUAAAUGAAUGAUUCACGGCAUUUCUCGAACAGUUCGCAGUCAGAACUGUCCUACUUGUUCGUGUUUCAGCAGUCAUUUAAUUGCUCCAUUCGCCAUUUAGGCAUGCAGCGAUUUUUUUUUUCUUUAGAAGUUAAUAUGUUUCUUAGGUAGUGGCCUGUAAAUAGAUUCUACAAACUGAUUUCGUAAAAUUGUUAAUAUUAAUCAACCGCUCUAUAAUAAGCAAUUAGAUUAUGAGCUCGAGAUUUCUAUUGCGUGAUAGUUGAGGAGGGCGC